Messenger RNA from Eubalaena glacialis (North Atlantic right whale), 5051 nucleotides. It is a transcript of the gene FBXO31, whose product is annotated as F-box protein 31. Bases 1748 to 3109 code for a protein of 453 amino acids. The record is from RefSeq and is a predicted model, not a curated record. Gene Ontology annotation, molecular function: protein binding. The transcript is spliced from 9 exons. NCBI's taxonomy places the organism in Eukaryota, Metazoa, Chordata, Mammalia, Artiodactyla, Balaenidae.
CAAGCACCUCUCUGCUGGCCCUUCCUCAGGGCCCUUUGCGUGAGGCUGUGAGGGUGUCUGUUGGCACUGACGUCGCCCAGGGGCAGCGGGCACACCGUCCCGCAGGGAGCAGCCCGCCUGUCCCUGCCCAGCGGGGUGUGGCGUGUGUUGUUAACGCUCAGGGCUGGUAGUAAAGGACGGGGUAAGAAGGAUCAUGACGGCCCGCUUCUCUUUGGCCUAAGAUUGACCUGUUGACCUCUCUGAAAAGGACCUUAAGUGUUCAUCUUAAAACCAUCUUGGUAGAUUUUGGCUUACACAUUCUUUUGAACUCUGCACCAGUUCUGCACUGAACACUUAGACCAGAUGGUGCUUCUUACUUAAACACCCAGAGGCUGGGGACCGGGCUCCUGCUCGGAAAAAGCUGUGAUUCAGGAUGGAGGGGCUUCCCGGGGGCCGGGCUGCUGGGUGGGAGCCAGCGUGCUGGAGGCUUCCUUCCAGUGUCAGGGCUCGCUCGUUGGUGUCGCUUGCUGUGUUCCCUCGUUUCAGUGGAUUUGCUGCUCUCAGAGUCCCCCUGAGAGACGCCUCUCCUCCUGUGUCCCGCAUCCCCCGUACAGGUAGAGUGUGGACUUCUGCGGAGCAUCAGCUCUGUGGGGAGACAGCCCAGGGGGGGCGCAGUUGGUCCCUGAAUCUGGGCUGAUUUCUUCAUCCCAUCAGACUUCUCUCCACCUCGAUCCCGUGGCCAUUUGGGAUGUUGGAUUGGCCAGUGUUCCUGGGUUAGAAUUUGCUCACGAGUGGGGAGAUCUCCUGUUGGAGGCUCUAAGUUCUUCGUGAACCUUCCCCGGCUGCCCUGGGCACGUGUGGUUCUCGAUGUUGGCGCUCGGCUGUGCCUUUGAGGCUGUUGCCCCCUCCCACCUUCUCUGGGAGCCCUGUGUGUCCCAGCCCCACUUCGGCCACCUCCCAGUAUCCCCUUCUCCCCACUUGCCGAGGGGCUCGGGCUGCAUCCUCACCCACCCUCAGACGCCAUCCCAACCCACUGCCCCACUCCACCCCCCGUGCCCCUGUCCUUGGUCCUGAAGCCCAGGGCAGGGCUGGUCUGCGCAAGGCCUCCCGCUCCUCCUUCCCUGUGCAGGUUUACACUUUGGUUUCUUCUCUGGCCUCUGCUUCAUGUCCCACCCACCCAAGAGAAUGCGUGUCUCCAGGGGAAGUGGGUCUUGGGGCCCGAGUGGUCACGUCUCGUGAAAAUGUAACUCCUUCCUGUCUUGUGGUCUCAGUGGUGAGAACAGUGCCACUUUGAAUCCUGCAAAGCCCGGAGUUCCAGGGGUGGAAAGGUGGUUGUGCCCCCUUCCCUCCCCUCCCGCCUUCCAUUCUGGGGGUGCCCCCAGGGCCCCGCCCCACUCUCGGCUCCACUGUUGCUCCCCAGAGUCUGUAUCUUAAGUCUCCCAGAGCAGAGAAUCCAGGAGGCCGCCCUCGCUCUGGGCGUCGUGUCCAAGUCAGAGGCACACUCCCCACAGGAGUCCCUGUGAGCGCACAGAAACGAGAGGUUUCCUGGCUUUUGGGACGGUCAGCUGUUUCCAUGAGGAUCUCAUAUGAGAAGUCCUUAUCAUCUCACUGCUUUUUGAGUUUGUCAGGCCAUUUGAUGAUCUCAUCUCAAAGCAACUUGAGUUCUCUCUAAGAGUUGUAAGCCCUCGAAAUAGUCCUGGAGGGAGGCAGGUGCUCAUACCUGCUAGGUGUUGGGGGCUGAAGCACCCAGAGGAGAACACGUGUGAGAAUGAAGGCCCCCACAGAGCUCAUCUCAGCUGUGGGCAGAGGGGUUGCCCGGGCCUUGGGGGCAUCUGUCCUGUGGAGGGGACGUCUGGACACAGGUGGAUGGGCAGGUAUAAACCCUCGUGUGAAGUCGGGCCGUUUCAUGAAAAUUCUUCCCGAUUACGAGCACAUGGAAUACAGAGAUGUUUACACCUGCCUGCUUCACCGAUACAGACACAUUUUGGGACUGUGGCAGCCAGAUAUCGGGCCAUAUGGAGGACUGCUGAACGUGGUGGUGGAUGGCUUGUUCAUCAUUGGCUGGAUGUACCUGCCUCCCCAUGACCCUCAUGUGGACGACCCGAUGCGGUUCAAGCCCUUGUUCCGAAUCCACCUGAUGGAGAGGAAGUCGGCCACGGUGGAGUGCAUGUACGGCCACAGGGGGCCCCACAAUGGCCACGUCCAGGUCGUGAAGAAGGACGAGUUCUCCACCAAGUGCAACCAGACGGACCACCACAGGAUGUCUGGUGGGAGGCAGGAGGAAUUCCGCACGUGGCUGAGGGAAGAAUGGGGGCGGACGCUGGAGGACAUUUUCCACGAGCACAUGCAGGAGCUCAUCCUGAUGAAGUUCAUCUACACCAGUCAGUACGACAACUGCCUGACCUACCGCCGCAUCUACCUCCCGCCCAGCCACCCGGACGACCUGAUCAGGCCUGGCCUCUUCAAGGGCACCUACGGCAGCCACGGCCUGGAGAUCGUCAUGCUCAGCUUCCACGGGAAGCAUGCCAGGGGCACGAAGAUCACGGGUGACCCCAACAUCCCUGCUGGGCAGCAGACGGUAGAGAUCGACCUCAGGCACCGCAUCCACCUACCCGACAUUGAGAGCCUCCGCGACUUUAACGAGCUCUCGCGCAUCGUCCUGGAGGUGCGCGAGCAGGUGCGCCAGGAGCAGCAGCAGGAAGGUGGGCCCGAGGACGCCGAGGGCCUCGGCCGGCAGAGCCCCCAGCCCUGCGCGGAGCCACCCGCCGAGCAGGCCAAGGGGCCCGGGGAUGGAGGGGCCGAGGCCGCGGCUGAGCCGCCCGCCCAGUCGGGGCAGGGGCAGCCGUUUGUGCUGCCGGUGGGCGUGAGCUCGAGGAACGAGGACUAUCCCCGGACCUGCAGGAUGUGUUUCUACGGCACGGGCCUCAUCGCCGGCCACGGCUUCACCAGCCCCGAGCGCACCCCCGGGGUCUUCGUCCUGUUCGACGAGGAUCGCUUUGGGUUCAUCUGGCUGGAGCUGAAGUCCUUCAGCCUGUACAGCAGGGUCCAGGCUGCCUUCCGGAAUGCGGACGCCCCGUCCCCGCAGGCCUUCGAGGAAAUGCUCAAGAACAUCCAGUCCCUUGCCUCCUGAGGGCCCGCUCCCCCGCGGCGGGCGGCCCGGGCUGGGAGGGCAGCGGCGUGCGCUCAGGAGACGCGGCCUCUGACCGGAACACCCACCUCCUCGUAGGAGCCUCGGCGCGGCCUCCCCAGACGCUUUCCGCGGAUGCCCACAUAUCUGCCAGGAGCAAGGGGAAAGCUGAGCAUGUCUGAAACAAACAACAGAACCAGAACCAACUGACUUAGAGGACGGGCUGCAGGGCAUGUAGGUGACUGAACUGGAGAAAUUGGCCAUUUUCUAGGGAAAACAAAAUCCUCCUCCAGGGAGGUUCACAACGCAACAGAGUCUGUUGCCUCCAACCGAUGGAAGCGGUCAUGGGUGAGGUGUGCGGGCUCCACCGUCCCCUCUGCAGGAGGUGAGCCAGAGGGCCUUGGUGACUUCGACGCAGCCUGGGCGGGUGGGGGCACUGUGUGUGGAAUAUGAGCUCCAGGGAGUCGGGCUUGGGACCCACUUCUCUACCGACUUGCUUGGAUUUUGGACAAAGGCAUUUCACCCUGAUCUCAGUUUCCAAAUCAGUGAAAUGGGGCCAAUGAUACGGGUCACUAGGGAACGCCACUGCAGGCCUUCCAGCAGCUCGGAGGCCCUGCGAGCACCACCCGACCCCGGUCCCUGCGGUGCCGUGUGCCUGCCCGGCCUCUCUCAGGCUUUAGAACCUAGACCUUCACUGCAGUACUUCAGACAGGCAUUCACUUAGUUCACGCCCUGCCCCUGCCCUGCACUCACUGGUGUCAGACCCUGAGCUGCAGCCGCUGGUCUCAGAACCAGGACAGGGCACCCUCUGAGAUGACCUGCGUCUGUUCCUCCUGCUUGGUUUACACAGGUGCCGCUCUUGAGAGGGGCGAAGCAGCAGAAGGGGUUGUGCCAGGUGAGCGUGACGUCCCUUUGCGGGGGUGGGGCGGGGCUUUCUGGACACUGCACGUAGGGAGCGCACUUUGGAGACCAGGACCCUCGGGGAGCCUCCAGCAUGCAGACCCUCGGCGCUGACCCUUCCGCUGGCAUUGUCCCUGUGUCACGUUGACCCCUGCAUUUGGGGACCCCUGUGAGCGCUGAUCUUGCUGUCUCCUGAAGAGCGGAGCCCCACGUGCCUGUGCACAGACCUGCUGGAGUUCUGUUCAGCCCUCCCUCCAGGCUGCACUGCCUAACAGGGCGUGUGGCUUCCCGGGGUGGACGGACUCUGUUCCUUCCCAGUUGCUCGUCCUUGUCGGCUGGACUCUGCUGAGCCCUCACACUGGGGGCGGGGGCCCCAGGGAAGGGGCAGCUUUGUGGUGCCUUCAUGUAGAGACCAACCUGAGGUGUCCCAUGAAACGUGGCCUGUGUCUCGUGAUAGCGUUCUCCCUGACCGGCCCUUUUCUAAAAUAACAACCCCCCACCACCCCUGCUUCAGCACAUUUGACGACUCUGGCCUUCCUUUGCUCCCAGAAUCACAGAAGCAGCAAGCUCUGGGCAUGGCCUUGAAACGCAGACUGGGCCUCCCCAGAGGCUCCGUGGGGCUGCCCUGGGCACGCCGGGCGCUGUCGGCCGUCUCGUCCGAGGCACGGAGGCCCACCUCCCAGACCCUUCCAGCAGGACCCGGGGUUGGGUGGGGACGUGGUCCCAGCUCCUGCGUUUCUCGAAGGACUGAGCCUCAGAGCCUGAGGCUCCUCCCUCCCUCUCACAAUGCGGCUGUUCUUCUCUCGUGCCAAGCGUGGCCGUCCCCAACGGUGACAACUGGCCGCAAAGCCUUGAGGACCGUGAAAACGGAGGACAGCUGGGCUAGGCUGUUCCUCUCUAGGUUUCAUCAUUGUUUAAAUAAAAUCAAGAAAAUGCGUAUUUUACCCAGAGCUAAGGGACCGUCUCCGUCUGAGGCCUCCAGCGUUGUAAAGCGCACACAGAUCGAAGAUGAGCACUUCUGAUUAAAAACCAGUCUCAAACUAAA